Messenger RNA from Callorhinchus milii (elephant shark), 2812 nucleotides. It is a transcript of the gene jph3b, whose product is annotated as junctophilin 3b. The record is from RefSeq and is a predicted model, not a curated record. The transcript has 7 exons. Gene Ontology annotation, biological process: regulation of synaptic plasticity. Gene Ontology annotation, cellular component: plasma membrane; junctional membrane complex; endoplasmic reticulum membrane. Bases 529 to 2775 code for a protein of 748 amino acids. Lineage: Eukaryota; Metazoa; Chordata; Chondrichthyes; Chimaeriformes; Callorhinchidae.
GAGGUGGAGGGGGUGGUUUUGAGACGAAGCACUCACACUCACUGUUGCCUCUCAUAACAGGGAUCUUUACGUAAACAGGAGACCUGAGGACUGGAGAGGGAGAGAGACAGAGAAGAGAGAGAAGAGAGAGAAGAGAGGAGAAGAGAGAAGAGAUCAUCUCUGCAGACUCAUUCCAUCCAGACUCGGACCUGCAUAGAGGAGAGAGAAAGAGAGAGAGAGAGAGAGAGAGAAAAAAAACACACACACACACUCACUCACACACACACACACACACACAGCGUCCUCCAUCCAGUGAUCAGAGCAAUGCUGCAAGAUCGGAAAAAAAUCAGGAACCACCAUUCUGCUGCCCGAAAUGCCAGAGGUGUCGUGCAAUCCUCGUCGCAGGAGGUCGAGCCCCAGAUGACUGGGGAUUUUUUUCCUUAUCUGUUUGGAUCGUCGAUUCUUUCCCGUUUCGUGGUCGGUCGGAGCCUCUCCUGAAAAGGCGUUGCUGACGCCUUCUUGUAGUGAAUCGUGAGCCUCAUUUCAUGCAUGUCCAGGGGGGGCAGGUUCGAUUUUGACGAUGGAGGGUCGUACUGUGGAGGUUGGGAGGAUGGCAGGGCUCAUGGACACGGCAUCUGCACCGGCCCCAAGGGCCAAGGAGAGUAUGCGGGCUCCUGGAGUCACGGCUUCGAGGUGUUGGGGGUCUACACCUGGCCAAGCGGCAACACCUACCAGGGCACCUGGGCACAGGGCAAGAGGCACGGCAUCGGAGUGGAGAGCAAAGGGAAAUGGGUCUACCAGGGAGAGUGGAGCCAUGGAUUCAAAGGGCGAUACGGGGUUCGAGAGAGCACGGCCAGUGGAGCCAAGUACCAGGGGACCUGGAGCAACGGACUGCAGGAUGGCUAUGGUACAGAAACCUACAGAGAUGGAGGUACCUACCUGGGACAGUGGGUUGGAGGAAUGCGCCAUGGAUACGGUAUCCGGCAGAGUGUCCCUUAUGGAAUUGCUGCUGUUAUCAGGUCCCCACUUAGGACUUCUAUUAACUCUCUAAGAAGUGAGCACAGUAACGGCACAGCUAUUCAUCCAGACACUCCAGCUGGAAGCCCUGCAGGAUCAAGAGGGGGCUUUGUCCUCACUAUGCAUAGUGACACUGAUCUUGCUGCAGGUAAAAACAAGAAGAAAGGGAUUUUUCGCCGGUCUCUUCUGAGUGGGCUGAAACUCCGCAAGUCUGAGUCAAAAAAUUCCUUGGCCAGCCAAAGAAGCAAACAGAGCUCAUUCCGAAGUGAAGCUGGGAUGAGUACAGUCAGUUCUACUGCUAGUGACAUCAACUCAACCAUGAGCUUGGGUGAGGGUGAGACAGAUUUGUCGGUCAUCGAAGAUGACAUAGACGCAACAACAACAGAGACCUACAUAGGAGAAUGGAAGCAUGACAAGCGUUCUGGUUUUGGGGCAAGUCAACGAUCAGAUGGCCUGAAAUACGAAGGGGAGUGGUUGAGCAACAAGAGGCAUGGUUAUGGAUGUACAACAUUUCCAGAUGGUACAAAAGAGGAAGGCAAAUAUAAACAGAAUGUGUUAGUGAGUGGGAAGAGGAAGAACCUGAUUCCUUUACGGACGAGUAAGAUCCGUGACAAGGUGGACAGAUCAAUGGAAACAGCGGAGCGAUCUGUAGCUGUCGCCAAACAGAAAGCUGAGAUCGCUGCAUCCAGGACAGCACAUGCCAAGUCAAAGUCCGAGGGGGCUGUAGCAGCUGCUCAGAAAGCUCAGGAGGAAUGUCAGCUCGCCAGGAUCACUGCCAAAGAGUUCUCACCCUCCAUCCAGCACCCAGGCAAUGGGAUUGAGUAUCAGAGGCCAAAACACCAGAACUCAACUGACAAUGAAAUAGAUAGGAUCUCAUCGGAAAGUCUAGCCCAGCAAGAGAGUCCAGAACUGUACAGGAAGGGAACAACACCUCCCGAUCUUACUCCAGAGAACAGCCCUGUGCCAAGCCGGACAUUGACUCCACCAGCCGGCUCCCCACCAAAGUACAGAAAUAAAAGUUCGAGGUUGGUGAGACACUUGGACUCCGAAAAUGAUCAGGGCCAAGAUAUUCAAGUGUUACUGGAAGGAGGGAGGGGCGAGUACCUAAGGUCAAGUAACUGGAACGAGAAACAGUCGGGCGGCAGCAGUAGGGGAGGCAGCAAAGGAAGCAGCCUCUCAAAUACAUCUUCCUUGUCUGAGGAGAUCAGGGGAAGAGGCAGUGGCUGCAAAUACUCUUCUUCCAACCACAGGCCCACGGAGAGAGAGACGGAAUCGCCAACCAUUUCAUGGACAUCAUACCGCUCACAUAAUCAUUCAGGGAACAGGCUGCAUGAGCAGGACGAAGAAAAGUUUAGCAACUAUGAAAUGGAGAUGAAACCCCUAAGACGCAGGGAUUCCUACGUGCAAGACACGUUUUCGGAAAAGCACUGCAGUAACUUCAGCCCCAAGAACCUAAUGGAAGAUUACCACCCAGACUUUCUCAGCUAUGGAGUUCAGAGGCUAAGGGCCACAUCACAAAAUAAAGAGAACUUCAAAUCCGCAUCCCCCUCUGAGACCAACGUACAAAGGCUGGAGAACCUCAGAGUGAAUGUAAAAUUGGAGUCUCGACCGCCAAGGCAUGACAAUAGUGCAUCAUCAAAGUCAGUAACUGCUCUACAGUCUGAAGAGGAAGUUAUGAUUCCAUAUAAAUCUAAUUCAGGCUCCAAUCCCAUCCUGGUUGCUAUGGUGAUUUUGCUAAACAUCGGUGUCGCCAUUUUGUUUAUUCACUUUUUUAUUUGAAUGCCUAUUGUCAACUUAACAAGGGAAAACACAAAAC